AUGAACAAAUACAGUGAUAAUUAUUAUCUCAGAGAAUGUUACUUAGAAAAGGAUGAAGUCCCUACACAAAGCGUGAUUAUAAAAACCAUGUCGCCUUCUUUGGCCACAGUUUAUUUCAAAUCCAUGACCCCCAAACUUAAAGUUCUUGCUGGCUUAGAACCUCCUUUAAAAGGUGGUGGAAGUGACUGGUAUGUUCCCCCGGAUGAUCUUUUGAAGGGAAGGUCAGUACUUAAGCCAUUGAAAAAAGAAUUUCUCUCAAAAUUAGGUUUCAACGGAAUAGAUUUUUUUGGGGACACGAUUAUUGAACAUCAUUUAAAGAGUCAAGAGGUAGAAAAACGAAAAGCCCUGCUCGAGAGCGACGUUAAUUGGAAAAGCGCUAUAGAACAAAUAUGUGAAAAACAAAACAAGGAACUUUCUAAAAAAGCUGCUCAGCGAAAUACUAACAAAAUAAAGGAUGCCUUUCAUGAAUUCACUGUGCUAUAUACGUCAUCUAUUAAUAGAAUUGAAAGUUUACUUUUAGAUGCUUCCGUAAAGGAAAUUGAACGCGUACGAAACGAAGUUCAUUCAAAAAUGUUGACUAAUUAUAAAACGUUAGUAAAACAACAAGCCACGAUGCUGUAUGACCGUUACACGAAAAAUUUACACAAUAAAAAGAUAGAGCUCAAAGAGCAAUUCAUCUGUAACGUCGAAAAAUUACGAACUGAGCUGGGUAAUAAGAUACAUGAUAUUAAUGUCGAAAAACACAUAGCUAUAGAGAAACUAAGAAAAUUGCUAGAGUGCCAAAACCUAGCUUGUCAGAUCUAUGUCGCAUUAAAAGAAAAAGAAGGGUGUGAAAAACUAAAAAACCAAUCUAAACAUGAACAUUAUAAAGUAGUCAAAAUGUUGACGGAAGAAAUCGCAAGGAAUAAUAUCGAAAUUGAAGUCGCUAAGGAGAAAGAAAAAGAGCGUGAAAAACUUAAUUGGGUAUGGAAAGCAAAAAUAUGCCAAGUUGUAAAAAAAUUUCAAGAAUUUAUUGCUUAUACCUUGAAGACAAUACCCGAGCAAGCCGACUUUUUUUUAAAUGUGGAAAAGUUAUUGUUGUUACAGCUGGGUGCAGCCGUUGAUAACCCCAGCGUCGAAAGCUUGUUUGAGCCAGAAAGAGAAAAAAUCCGUGAACCUGUUUCUGAACCUCGCCCCUUCUUUCUCUUCUGUGAUGAAGGACUUAAACCAUCGAUUAACUCUGAGAUCUGUUCGAAGCAAAGUAUUUCCAGUACAGCUCAAUUACCUGUUAUAGUUGUAAAUAAAAGAUGCAUUUACGCAGCUUGCGACAACUUAGAACAGUUUGCUGAUAAAGUUGAGCAGGUUUUGAACAGUGAACAAAUUGAAGUCCAAGCUUUGGAAGACGAUCAUGAUUAUACCUACGACAUUCCCGUCAAAUGCACUCCAUCACAUCAAUUACUAGAGUUGAAGGAUCAGAGUUCUAUGAUGCAAAUACUACAAAAAGAAAUGAUAAACACAAAAAAUGUUCCAAUUGAAUGUUGUUGUUUUUGUAAACUGCCCCAUUGCUUCAGUAACCACAUUAUACAACAAGAGGCUACAGGUUCAACAAAAAUUGAACAAAGAAGUGACAAUAUAUUAUUACCAGAGAUUACGUCAGAAAGUAAAGAAUUAUCCAAAGAACAAAUCUUAGAGCACACUCGUGAACCCAAAUUGGAGAGUUAUUUUAAAUUUGUGGAACCUAAAACCUGUAAAUGUGCCGAAAUUGCUAAGAAACCCCCUCGAGAACAUUUACCAGCAUACAUGAGAAAAAUGUCUGCGUUUGACUAUCCGGAUUUACCGAACUACGAAGAAUGUUCUCUCAAUACUUUAAAAAAAAUUGUUCAAAAGGCUAAAGAUAGAGGUGUUCCAAAGAAAGAUCUACCAAAACCAGUACCUUUACCCAAACAUAUAAUGAAAGACGUCGGCACUCAAUACUCCGAUCAAGAAUUUGAAUAUUUGUGCACAUGUUUUGAUGAGAAAGUGGCUAACAAUAUGUUGGAUUUUUUUGCAGAAAAUGUAAAAAGAAAUGAAAUCGACGCUUCAUUAAUACCGCAUUAUUUAAAUCAAAAUAUGGAAUCUUUCAUACAAGAUAGAGCGUUAUCUUUGAGAAAUUUGCUUAAACAAUCACCAGAACUAGAAGAGAUAUUCAAGAACGAACAGUGCCUUUUUUGA
Molecule: messenger RNA, 2190 nt
Organism: Parnassius apollo (apollo)
Lineage: Eukaryota; Metazoa; Arthropoda; Insecta; Lepidoptera; Papilionidae
Source: the annotation of a GenBank genome assembly